Molecule: messenger RNA, 640 nt
Organism: Prunus mume (Japanese apricot)
Lineage: Eukaryota; Viridiplantae; Streptophyta; Magnoliopsida; Rosales; Rosaceae
Source: RefSeq, a predicted model, not a curated record
ACCAAACAGCCUUCCAGCACCAAGAGAGCUCAAGAACACUUGGCUACUACAAAAACAAAACCCUUUUUCAAUCUCCUUUGUGAGUAAACUAAAAUGGCCUUAACGCAAGGCCACAACAAGCCAGCAGCCAAGGAGGGCUCAUUGGGCCAGAAGGUUUCUGAGAUUGCUGGCUUUCUGAAAGGAGGUCACCAUGGAGAACACAAAGGCAGCAGCAGCAGCCACACUACUAGCACCCAAUACGGCUUAGCCACCCCAGCAACUAAUGGGCAGCAUGGGCUGAACCAGCACCAUGCAACUGGAACCAAGAAGAGGGGUGAGCGCAAGAACAACAAGACAGGUGGCAGCCGAAAUCUCCUUCAGAAGAUCAAGGAUGGCAUUUCUGGCCAUAGCAGCGAGAGCGACAGCAGCAGCAGCGACAGCGAAAAUGAAGGCUACCAAAAGAAGAACUAAAUGGAACAGAUGUGGGGGAUCAGCAUCAACUAAAUAUCAAGGACAGGGGAAGGAAGAUGUGCCUCAUCAUCACUAUAUAUGAUAACUCAAGUACAAGUAUAUACUAAGUGUAAAAUACAAUAAUGGCCUUACUGGCUUCUGAUCUCUCACCACUUGGUUAUCUACAUGUGAUACUAGUGAAAAUAUAUAU